Molecule: messenger RNA, 573 nt
Organism: Schizophyllum commune H4-8
Lineage: Eukaryota; Fungi; Basidiomycota; Agaricomycetes; Agaricales; Schizophyllaceae
Product: Isochorismatase hydrolase
Exons: 1
Coding region: 1-573 (190 amino acids)
Source: RefSeq, a predicted model, not a curated record
AUGCAACCCCGCCCCGAACCCCACCGCGUACUCCUCAUCCUCGACGCGCAGGCCGCGCUCCUCGCCGACCCCCCAGAGGGCGUCCCCGCCGCACGCGCCAUGCGCGAAAACCUCGCCCGCGUCCUCGCCGCCGCGCGCGCCGCCGCCCCACCCCCGCUCAUCGUCCACGUGCGCAACUCCGGCGACGCGGGCGAGCCCGACGCGCCAGGGUCGCCCGGGCACGAGCUCGUCCUCGACGUCGCGCCCGGCGAGCGCGUGCUCGACAAGGCGAAGAACAACGCGUUCGCGGGCACGCCGCUCGGCGCGCUCGUCCCGCAUCGCGCGGAGCUCGUCGUCGCGGGCCUGCUGAGCGACUACGCGGUCGCGGCGACGUGUCGGGCGGCGGUGGCGCGGGGGAACGAGGUGAUCCUCGUGCGCGGGGCGCAUGCGGCGUAUCAUAGGCCGGAGGCGCUGUAUGGGGGAGGUACCCUGGAGGCGUCGCGGCUGGAGACGCAGGUGGAGAACGAGCUGGAGGAGAUCGGGGUGUCGGUGUUUGAUCUGGAAGACCUGGAGGCGAUCUUCACCGAUAGGUGA